AUGGAGGUGGAGGCAGCGAGUGGCAGCGCCGGCGAGAUCCGGUGGUCGAAGCUGGGAACGUCGCUUCCCGUCGCGAACGUCCAGGCUCUGGUGGCGUCCGCCGGCGAGCUGACGGCCGACCAGAUCGAACGGUAUGUCCAGCCGGACAUCGACACGCACGCCGUUCUCCCCGAGCACUCCGGCGAGGUUCCGGUGAUCGAUCUCAGCAACCUCUUGAGCCCCGAGUCCGUCGAGGCAGAGGUCGCGAAGCUCAGGUUUGCCUGCGCCGAGUGGGGCUUCUUUCAGGUUGUAAAUCAUGGAAUACCAGAUGAGGUCAUCACAGGUAUCAAGCAUGAUAUUCAGAAGUUCUUUCAACUCCCGUUAGAAGUUAAGAAUGCCUAUGCUCAGCGCCCAGGGGAUCUUCAAGGUUAUGGCCAAGCGUUUGUUGUCUCCGAUGAUCAAAAGCUAGACUGGUCUGACCUGCUUGCCCUCUUCGCCCAACCAACCCAAGGCCGUGAUAUGAGUUAUUGGCCAAGUCAGCCCCAUACUUUCAGGAAUUCUAUUGAAGAUUACUCAAUGGAGCUGAUGAAACUCGCUCAAACCAUUAAUGUCUUCAUUGCCAAAACACUAGAUGUUGCUCCUGAACUACUGGCAGACAAACAUGUGGCACAAUUUCUUAGGAUGAGCUACUACCCUCCAUGCACGUCAAUGCCUGAAAAGGUUCUAGGUUUCUCACCGCAUUCUGAUGGAUCUUUUAUGACUAUUCUGCUUGAAAUUAAUUCGGUUCAAGGCUUACAAAUUAGAAGAUCUGGUGCAUGGAUUCCUGUGAAGCCACGUCCUGAUGCACUACUGGUGAAUGUGGGUGACCUUCUUGAGAUUUUGUCGAACGGGAAGUACAAGAGCAUUGAGCAUCGGGUCACCAUAAAUGCCCACAAGGAGCGACUAUCUAUUUCAGCAUUUCACGUCCCAACCUAUGGUGGAAUAAUUUCACCAAUUUUGGGAACUAUAGAAGAGAAGAUGUUAUACAAGGCAGUGGGAGUAGAAGAGUAUGCAAGACUUUAUUUCGCAAAUAAACUAGAAGGAAAGAAAGCCCUGGAUUAUGCUAAGUUAUCUGGAAUAUAA
Messenger RNA from Triticum turgidum subsp. durum (durum wheat), 1101 nucleotides. Lineage: Eukaryota; Viridiplantae; Streptophyta; Magnoliopsida; Poales; Poaceae. The record is from the annotation of a GenBank genome assembly.